UCAUACCAGCUACUGUGAAUUGUUGCAUUUUGUUGUUUCCUCCUUUAUAUUUAAGUAAAUACUUACUGACCAGUUGUUUUGAAAAGCCAGAAAAUGAGUGAGAUGCCAAAGAAGAUUAUCACGUGAAAUAAAUGUCAAACUCAGCGUCCAAGGAUUUUGGGGGGGGAAUAUGAGCUCUGAUGAAGAUGCGGCGGCUACAUCCGGACGCACUCAUUUCAUAGGGAAGAAAGAGAAUAUAAUUCAAGCCAGACGAGUGGUGAAGUCAGUUGGAGAAAGAGAUGUUCUGGUUAUUUACAACCAGGGGGACUUCUACGCUAUUGAUGUGCGCUGCUAUCACUCUGGAGGUCCACUUCAAGAGGGAGAUAUUGAGGACUUUGAUGGACGGCCAUGCAUAGUGUGCCCGUGGCAUAAGUAUAAAAUUACAUUAGCUGAAGGUGAGGGUCUCUAUCAAGCAGUGGACCCUUCUGUGAGGCCCCUGAAGCCGACCUGGUGCUCCAAAGGCGUUAAACAAAGAGUCCACACAGUGACGGUGUCUAAUGAAGAUGUCUUCCUCACCUUAAAUGACUCUCCAGGACCAAUUGACUCAGACUACUAUCAGACUGAGAAAUAUAGAAACGUCCUGAAAGAACGGCUGAAGAAAACUAAGUGACCUCACGGGAAGAUAUACAAGUGUCUCGGGCAUCAGCUGAUCAGCAAAUGUGUUCUGCUAAAUUUGUUUUUGUCUGUCUCUACUGGUCCAGCUGGCUGGUUACCAGUCACCAGUCACUGUCACCGAGGCUUGCAUUAUUAACAUGACUUUUACAGGGAUACUGGCUGCUUAUUAUGAUUUGAAAAGCACCUAUCAAUGUCUUAUUCUGAAGACCUUACUCUAAAAACCUAAUCCUUUAAUUGUCAACUAGUACAUUACUUAAGCAGUAAUUAGGACUAUAUUGAGGCAAAAGUAGUUAUAAUAAAAAUUAAAAAUUAAAUAAAUCACAUUUAAUGAAUAUGAUUCAUUAACCUAUGGAGGUUGAUAUGAUUUAGAAAGUAAUAAGUAAUUUUAUGCUUUUUUGGAAAGAGUAAUUUGUACAGUAAUGUAAUUACACUGCUGAAGAUGUCAUUAGUAACUACUAAUUAAUAGUAACUUACCCAGCAAUGCUUGUGAAUGUCCAGUUAACUGCCAAGCGAUUGAGUGAAAAGUGAUUAAACGACAAAAUUUCAUUUGGGGCUGGUGUAAACCUUUUAAGACUUUUUCUAAUAAAUUUUCUAAAAAUUCA
Messenger RNA from Puntigrus tetrazona (Sumatra barb), 1256 nucleotides. RefSeq names its product Rieske domain-containing protein. NCBI's taxonomy places the organism in Eukaryota, Metazoa, Chordata, Actinopteri, Cypriniformes, Cyprinidae. The transcript is spliced from 4 exons. The coding region runs from base 170 to 649 and encodes 159 amino acids. Gene Ontology annotation, molecular function: 2 iron, 2 sulfur cluster binding. The record is from RefSeq and is a predicted model, not a curated record.